UUUUAUCGCUAAUUAUUUUCGUCAACGCGAGGAGGAUGCUAAUAUUUCAAAUGACUGGACAUUUGUAGCAAUGGUUUUAGACCGUUUCUUUCUUCUAGUCUUUUCAAUUUUAAAUAUGGCUACUUUUUCAAUUAUUAUUUCUGCCCCUACACUGUUUGAUUUUAGAAAGCCGUUGAAUAUUACUGUCCCAACCCGACCUCUUGGCCAAGCCUACCUAUUUAGUGUCAAUGAAGAAUAA
Meloidogyne enterolobii is the source of this 238-nucleotide messenger RNA. Lineage: Eukaryota; Metazoa; Nematoda; Chromadorea; Rhabditida; Meloidogynidae. The record is from the annotation of a GenBank genome assembly.